This is a messenger RNA of Mollisia scopiformis, 1618 nucleotides long. Its product is annotated as putative MFS sugar transporter. Gene Ontology annotation, molecular function: carbohydrate:proton symporter activity. Lineage: Eukaryota; Fungi; Ascomycota; Leotiomycetes; Helotiales; Mollisiaceae. The record is from RefSeq and is a predicted model, not a curated record. The transcript has 3 exons. Bases 38 to 1618 code for a protein of 526 amino acids. Gene Ontology annotation, biological process: carbohydrate transport; transmembrane transport. Gene Ontology annotation, cellular component: membrane.
CGAUGUGGUAUCCAUUUUGCAAUCUCCAAAGUCGAAGAUGGCGAGACCUUACUUUGGUUUGAGAGGCCACAGCCUUAUUAGGUUUAUGAUCAUAACUGUUGUUUUGCCUGCUUAUUGUCUUUUGGGUUACAACAAUGCUGUGUUUGGUGGUCUUUUGAGUCUGGAGUCUUUUGUUGAGCAGUUUCCUUAUAUUGAUACGGUCCACACGACGGGUUCUGUGGAGUCUGAAAAUGCUCGUGUUCAAGGAACUGUGGUAGCGCUCUAUACCGUGGGCUGCAUGUUUGGAGCUCUUUCUUGCUUCUCCCUCGGCGACAAGCUCGGACGCCUACGCACAAUAGCACUUGGCUGCAUCCUCGAGAUUAUCGGCUCCAUUCUCCUCUGCUCCUCUUUCUCCCUGGCUCAAGUCAUAGUCGGCCGUCUCGUACUCGGUCUGGGCUUUGGAGCCAUUACCGCAACGGUCCCUGUAUGGCAAUCAGAAUCCUCUCCAGCCGAGCACCGCGGCGCUCUGGUCGUUCUCGAGGGCGUGUUUGCCAGUGCUGGAUUGGCAUCGAGUCAAUGGAUUGAUUUGGGAUUGUUCUUUGCGAAGAGUUCCGUAUCGUGGAGAUUUCCACUUGCAUUCCCCAUUGUGUUUGCGAGUGUAAUACUUGCGUUCCUACCAUUCCUGCCAGAUAGUCCCAGGUGGUUGGUCAAGCAUGGACGGAUUCAGGAAGCCAGAACCGUGAUGGCCAUUUUGGAAGAUACGAGUGAGGACUCGCCAGUAGUCGAGAACGACAUUGCGAAGAUGAAGCAUUCUCUAGAAGAGAUGGGAAAAGGGAGUUUCCGUGGACUACUCUCAAACAAAGAGGAUAGAUUACUCAACCGGACGCUGGUUGCCAUGUUCAGCACGUUCUCGCAGCAAAUCAACGGAAUCGGUGUCAUUGGCUUCUACACUGCGACAAUCUUCGAGGAAUUUGUCGGUGUCUCGCAGAUCGUUGCCAGAGUCCUCAGUGGAUCGAUCUAUAUCUUCCAACUUCUCUGCUGCUUCGUUGCUUUUGGGACAAUCGAAUGUAUUGGACGACGGAAGUUGAUGAUGUUCGGUGUGACUGGGAUGGGCAUUUGUUCUGCUAUCGUUGCUGGAACAGUUUCUCGAGCAGACACCAAUAAAGCUUGCUCAAUCGUUGCAGCAAUCUGUGUCUUCUUGUUUGCUCUGUUCUUCGGCAUCGGAGCUCUUGGUAUCAAUUAUUUGUAUGGAACUGAAGUGGCGCCGUUGGCAUAUCGAGUGCCAAUAUAUGCUCUGACGACUACGACUCUGUGGUCCUUUAACUUCUUGGUAGUGGAAGUUACACCUGUGGCGUUCUCUAAUAUUGGAUAUAAAUACUUCAUUGUGUUCGCAUGCACGAAUCUGUGCUUGUUGCUGCCGAUCAUAUACUUCUUCCUUCCUGAAACUCAGAGACAUUCUUUGGAAGAUAUGGAUACCAUCUUCCGCACGUCCAAGAACCCCUUCGACGUAGUGAAAGUAUCACGGGCGAUAGCGGAGGGCCGACUCAGAGCAGACGCUGUUCACGCAGCAACUACGGCUCAUGGUGUUCGUGGCAGUGAUGAUGAGAAAGUUCAAGUUCAGUCAUUGGAGAAUGUGUGA